Molecule: messenger RNA, 682 nt
Organism: Phaedon cochleariae (mustard beetle)
Lineage: Eukaryota; Metazoa; Arthropoda; Insecta; Coleoptera; Chrysomelidae
Source: the annotation of a GenBank genome assembly
GUUCUGACAAUGUCUGACCCAUGGCUCUUAUAGAAAAAAUUUCACUAAUCGGAAAUUUUGACAGCCAGAUCUGACGUAGGGAUUUCACGUUCUUUAACAUAUUGAACACUUUAAACGCUGAUAAACACAUUCUGGACGGAACCAUGAUCAAUAACAUGUGAAGAUAUUGCGAAUAAUUGAAAUUUUUGACGAUUGUACUAAAAUUUUGGUAGAAACGACUUCUGACGCUUUUUCGAAUUUGAAGAUGUAGGGUUUUUUAUGAAGGCCGUUAAAUUGGCAAUAGUGCAAGAUGGCGUCGGAGAAACCCGGGAGCUUUCAACAAGAAAAUCCAGAGCAAGAAUCAGAAGAUUUGGAAGAUUUUGGGUCUAGUUUGUUGAGUAUGGAAAAUUUGGACAGAACUUCUCCUGAGUUAUGGCCAGAAAAAAUUCCAGGUGUGACAGAAUUCAUCAACAACUUCCAGUCAACACCACAAAGCGCUACGAAAAUAAUACCUUAUUCCAAGGAGCUGAGCCAGGAGGAAGAAAAUUACUUGCAACAAUUAGCUUCUCUCUCCACUUCUGGUCUUGUGGGUAAAGUUAAGGAACUUCAUGAUAUUGCAUAUCAAUUGGGAGUGGAGGAGUCCAAAGAAGUGACCAGGGGAAAGUACCUCAAUAUCUUCAAUAGGAUGAAAAGGAAUAAAUGA